Symbiodinium pilosum is the source of this 1065-nucleotide messenger RNA. NCBI's taxonomy places the organism in Eukaryota, Dinophyceae, Suessiales, Symbiodiniaceae. The record is from the annotation of a GenBank genome assembly.
AUGGCUCGCACAUGGAUCACGUUGUCGAUGCUAUCGAUGCAAUUUCACUGUCCUGAGAGUCAGAUGGCAUGCCAGGGUGAUUGUCAUGAUGUUCAGGGCAUGGUCCAGUUAAAGCUGCAUCCAGCUCCGUCAGCUACCAACACAGCUGCCACAAACGCGCCAACUUCACUGAAGCCCACAGAAUCCUCUAUAACUCCUGUAAGGGGACCACAGGAGACUGACAAACCGCAUAACUUCUUAAACAUCACUCCGACCAACGAGACACGAGCUCGGCGCAAAAACACGUCGACCUCCCCCGAGGCCGAUACGGCAACUGCCCCGCCAACUGAAGCGGCAACAGCUCUUCAGGUGAGCAUCACCACCUUCCAUUGGGAACCGCAUUGGCAAUGUGCCGAGGCAGAUUCUGCUUGCACAGUUGCAGCCCUCACAAGAUUCAAAGAAUUAGUGGCGGAGUCAGGGGCAGAUAUUGUGGGAGCUUUGGAGCUGAAAGGAGCAUCAACAUCUCUGUCUGGUUGGUCUUCCUCACACGAGUACGAAGAUGAUGUUUCAGUCAUGGUUGCACCUGGAUGGGAGGUGUUGAAAGAGGGCGGUGGCAACAUUUGCUGCGAUGGUCAGCGGGGCUUAGCUGUCUUGCUCGUCAAGCCGCCAAAUCCAGUGUCCAACUGCGAAACUCUCUGCGUGAUGGCAGUGCACCCUGGUCAUCAGCCGAUCGAGAGUGGUCAGUCCAUUGUCGAAAGUGUGUGCGGUGAUUCAAGGGUCUCUUGCGCCAUUGCAGUUGGAGACUGGAACGUGGACGCUGCCGGUGUAAGAGGUGGAUCUUUUGAUAGUUGGCACCGGCUCGUCGGGGGCAACCCACCAUCAUUUGUGGUUCCAGACUCGGAAACAUGCUGCUACCCCAGCACAUGCUGCAAGUUCGACCAUGCGGUCACCAACAUCGUUGAGGCAGCAGUCGUGAAAUUUCAAGUCUGGGGUUAUCAGUUAACAGACGAGUUCAGCAUGCAAGAGGAGCACAUGCCUGUCUCCGUGCGCUUCACCGUGCCCGCGGACGCUGCACUGACCAGUUAG